UCAUUACACCAUUGAAUACAAACACCGUGUGGCUCACUGUCUCAUACCCUUUUAGUUAAACAUUGAUGGGCAAUGUUUACUUGCUAUCCCCACGCGACCUCCGGAUUGCAAGUUUGAAUGGCAGUGCGACGGUACUUGAGGGUCUCUUUUCCUCGCGGUCGCCAGGCCAACCACAAGCGAUCUCUUCCAGAAUUCCACGCUUGCCAAGAGACAACCUACCGGUGAGCACCUGACUAUGUCGUGAGCGCGGUAAACACCUCCACGGUUUGUGAUUUUCUGGUCUGGUGUCUGUGCUUCCACCAUGUGCCCAGGUGCAGCUGACAGCUUUAUCACGAGUGUUAUAUUUGUUAUGUUUCUAUUUUGGGUACAGAGUGCUACUGUUGGAUAACGAUACAUUUAAUCCCCGAGAUACCACCAAAUCACAUGAGCAGUUAUUAGGCUCUUUUCCUUCACAAACUUACUUUUAUUCAACGUUUCGAGCAGCGUGGUGUGAUCUUCUUUGUCAGCAACACACAGGUGAGCUUCUGCGCCAUUCAACUAUAUGCAGACGUCGAUAAUCUCCAGGGAAGUUCAAAUUGUACUCACAAUUUAUUGAAAACUCACAUCACAACUCCUGAUUUUAAUAUUGAGUGUACACCGAGCCUAAUGUUUGUGUUGUCCUCUGAUGCUUAAUGCCAUGACUGAAGAACCAGACAAGGAAAUUCAGUGUGACAUCUUCUGAAUGAUUAAGACAUUCGGCUUUUAAAAGUUUUGCUAUAAGGAUGAAUUGCGAUGAUCGUUUACUGAGAAAGACAAUCGGAAACCGAUUUGUCAUUUUUCUGCGAAUUCUGUAACUAGAUGAUGAACCCACGCCAACCGAACCCGAGGAAAACACGUCUUCCGAAGCUUCCAAAGAACGUAGGCGGUGUGCCCUCGCGACGUGUGAGACCUACCUUGCCACGGGACGAGCUGUACCCAGCCCUGAGCAAGAACAUCAUCAAGGUGAACGGGAGCCUGUACAAGUACAGUACCGGGACUCACGAGGGCAUCUCCCCGAGAACCGUCCACACCGAGCCCAUAGUUCUACCCUCGAUCCGGAGAAAGGUCCAAGCGUACCUGGCGGGGGAUUUGAAGGACAAGGCUCAUCAUCUCGGAGGUCGGUACAAAAGCGAGUCAAUUAAUGUCGCUACCGGGGUGGCGUUUCUGGAACAGAAGCCGGUACCUCUGAUCAAGUCAGAAGCUCCUGGACAUCGAGAGGUGCAGUCCUUCCCGAGGAGGGCGUUGCCUCAAUGGGCGAGCACGCGGUCCAAGACGAAAACCAACCCCAAUAAGAUCGGCUACAGGCUCUCGCCACUCGCGAAGAAAGACAAUGGCGCCGCGUUGGCGACAGAGAAACAAGACUUUCAGGAGGACGGUGGUCGGACGAAGGCGCUGGACGCCUUCAACGAGGCCAAGAUCGAGGAGUUCCGAUGGUGGCACGAGAAGAUGCGACGCAUAAGUGGUGACGACCACCCCCGAGCUCCGCCGAACUCUGCACUCUUUCCCGAACCCUCGACGAACGCUAACGGACCGAACCAUGCUGCAAUGAACCCGGUAACUUCAAGCGUCACACCAUCAAGACGUAAGGACAAAGACCACACGAUUAAAAAACAAAAGACAGCCAAGUCAACCGAUUUCGGGUUGACAUCGGACGGCAACUGCAAUACUUCCGGGAAGAUACACAUUCACCAGCGGAAUAGUUCCAUCGUAGGGAACUCAAUGCAACGGGUUAGUUCCGCCAAAGUUCCAGAUUCAGACCAACCCAAGUUCAAAGCUAACCUGAUCGACGUUCACGUCCCGACUGCACUGCCAGAUUCGACUCCCAAGAAAUCGAAGCAGCGGGAGCGGGUAACGCAGUGGUUAGCUCAGUGCGAGCAGGCGGUGGAGACUUCCGAUAACAAACACUGGUUUCGGUUACCAGGAAUCGACUCCGACGAUUCGCGCUGCAGCACGUGCGAGAAGGAGUUCGCGCACUACGGCGGAGUCGCCAUGUCGACGAAAGACAGCACCGAGACGAGACCCAGUGUCGACUUUACCAAAGCUCGAAUGUCAUCUCGCGAUCGCAAAUUCCAGACGUCGAAAUCUUCACGUAGAUAAUACCAAUUACUUAACGGCUGGUCCGUAAAUGUUUCCUUGGUUUUCCACAAUUUUUCCAUCACUGGGCCUAACUACAGGGUGUACCAGAAUUGACCAUAAAUUUACUAAAUAAUUGUUCUAAUAACAAAGUCCUUGUACAGAGACCCUGUUUCAUUUUGAUUAAGGCUAUGGCAUAAAGUCUUCAAUUAACCGUGUUUAUUUAUUAUUUAUAGUUGCGUUUAUUUGUCAGAAAUUAUAAAUAAAUUAGCGUUUUCAAUAACAUUUACAAAAUACAGUUAAAGUUGCAAUAAUGGAAGUCUAGAUGGAGGUUUGAAGUAACCUUGACCCACCUAACUUUACAUUCACUGUGCUUACACACUCUCCGGCAGUCCUUAUUAUAAUUACUAAAAACAAACAAGCCUAAGCUAACAAUGAAAAGCGCGUACGCCAAUUGCAAUAAUUUAUAUUUUAAGUAUCAUAAAACAGCACAUCAGUGUAAUUAGCCUGUUCUAACGAAUUCAAAUGGAUAAUUAUUGAGCUUUUGUUUGUGUUGGAUGAUCUUCAAGCAGAUUAUUUUUUUGGAGAAGUUAAACAAAGAAAUUGACUGGAGCGGGGUUUGAACCUGCGACCUCCGUUACAAUUCAUCUAGUCAUGCCGUUUUCCUUACUUUGUGGUUCAAAUUUGACAAACAGAUUUUUAUUAAACAAUACUAUGA
Patiria miniata (bat star) is the source of this 2809-nucleotide messenger RNA. RefSeq lists its product as uncharacterized. Bases 838 to 2115 code for a protein of 425 amino acids. The transcript has a single exon. The record is from RefSeq and is a predicted model, not a curated record. NCBI's taxonomy places the organism in Eukaryota, Metazoa, Echinodermata, Asteroidea, Valvatida, Asterinidae.